AUGGUCAGUUCACUAGAAGAAAAUGUAAUAUCAAUUGAAUUAUCAAAUACAGUCUAUGAAAAUGAUAAUAGUUUCGAUUCAGAAAAUUGUUCCCGAUAUAACAAAACAACAUUAUCGACUAUAUUGGAUCAUAAUGAAGAAGAAUGUUAUAUUGUAGUAUGCCAAGUUUUUAUUCCUUUUAUGAUAGCAGGAUUUGGUAUAGUGGCUGCUGGAUUAGUUCUCGAAUAUGUUAAGGAAUUAAAUUUAUUUAAAGAAAUAACUGAAAUUUAUAUAUUGGUUCCAUUUUUACUUGGCUUAAAAGGAAAUUUAAAAAUGACAUUAACACCACGUUUAUCUACUGUUGCUGUUUUUCAUUUUGUUAUGAAUAGUGUAGGCGAUGAUUUAGUAGCUGUUCAAACAAGUCAAUUAUCUACUACAUUUCAUCACCAAGGCAAACCAGAAGAAUUUCAAGAUAUUACACAAUAUCAUGCUUCAAAAUUAUUUCCUAAUCCAUAUAAAAUAUUUUGUUCAACUAGUAUAUUAUCGAUCUGA
Adineta steineri is the source of this 531-nucleotide messenger RNA. The record is from the annotation of a GenBank genome assembly. NCBI's taxonomy places the organism in Eukaryota, Metazoa, Rotifera, Eurotatoria, Adinetida, Adinetidae.